This is a messenger RNA of Rhipicephalus microplus (southern cattle tick), 2794 nucleotides long. RefSeq lists its product as uncharacterized. The record is from RefSeq and is a predicted model, not a curated record. Lineage: Eukaryota; Metazoa; Arthropoda; Arachnida; Ixodida; Ixodidae.
ACGCCCUUGGCGGAGUUAAAUGAUCAGACUGGAAAAACCUACCGUCCGAACCUUGCUCCUGGGACUGCUUGUCAUUGGCGCCUACUAUUGCAUCCACAGGGGUGUUGUUACUGACGUCAUGUACACACCUCUGGCCAGCUCCACGGCACUGCAUUCCACAGAUGACUACGGGGCAACUACAACGGCCAAGCCUAAGAGGCCACGCUACAUCGUAGACACUCCUGGCUGCAAGAUCCCGAAUUUCGACCCUUUCGACGAGAGUGUACGCGGAUAUUAUAAAAAAGUGGGCCCGUACAGUUGCAAAGGCAAGCCUUCAUUUAUUCGACUCAUUAACGGGACCACACCAGUGGUCGAUGAGCGAUCGCUGUUGAAAACUUUCAAGUUCAAACCAAAAAAUGUGCGGUGCACUUAUAGAGAAAUAUACCGGAACGAAUCAUUAAAAGUGCCUGAUGAUGCCUUUUUUUUAAAGCCCGAAGUUCAACUUCAGUUUGGCGAACCACUGAAGGUCGAGUUCGCACACGUACAGUGCUACCAGGGGGCUAACAACAGCCUGUUCCACCAGGAGUACCUGCUCGUGCCGCUGCUCAAGAAAGACGUCGAAGAACGCUGCGAGCAGGCACGCCACGACGCUAGAGACAAAGGAAGUGGACUAAAUAUCCUCGUCCUUGGACUUGACUCCGUGUCUCGCCUCAAUUUUAAGCGGCACUUCAACGAGACCGGCCGCUACGUGCACGACGUACUUAAGGGUUACGAGCUGAUGGGUUACAACAAAGUGGGCCUUAAUUCGUAUCCAAAUCAAACACCUCUCCUGACAGGGCUGAGUGGAAGUGAAGCGAAGAAUGCUACGGGGGGCAAGUUCUUCGACACGCUGGACUUUCUGUGGAAACAGUACGCAAAAAAGGGCUACCGCACCGUGUUCCACGAAGAGCAGCCAAAGUACGGCCUCUACAGUUACGUGGGCGACGGAUUGAGGCACGCGCCGACUGACUACUACACGCGUCACGCUGUCAUGGCCAUAGACAAGUCGAAACUCAAGAAAAAUUCCUACUGUCUUGGAGCGAGGCCACCGAUGGAGCUUUACCUGGACUACAUGUUGGGCUUGCUCAAAGCGCUCGACAAGCGACCCUUCUUCGCUUACUUCUGGAUGAGCGAGCUGGCCCACGACCACCUGAACAUGGCGGGACACUGCGACGUUCCGAUGAGAGCAGCCCUAGGCAGGCUCCACGAAAGCGGCAUCCUAAAUAACACGGUCCUUGCCUUCAUCAGUGACCAUGGCCUCAGGUUUGGAUCGCUGCGGCGGACAUACAUUGGCAGGUUCGAAGACAGCCUACCGUACGCGUUUCUCGUGUUUCCGCCCUGGUUCCUGAAGCAACACCCACGCUUUGCUACCGCACUCGAGUUGAACCAGAGGCGACUGUCAACUCAUUACGACAUGCACGCGACGCUGUUGCAACUGCUCCACUCUGGACUGCCACACACGGUGACGGCGCACGGCCAAAGUUUGUUGCAAGAGUUACCUGUGGCGAGGACUUGCGCCAACGCUUCCAUACCGACUCAGUUCUGCGCGUGCGUAGAGACGGAGCCAUUUCCCGUGAGCCAUCCGCUGUCACUAACAGUCGCUCGUUUUGUGGUCGCCAGCGUCAACAGUCUCGUCGAGAAACACCUCUCUGCCAAGUGCACCCCUUGGGUACUCACGUCAGUGAUAGCAAUCCAUUUUUAUCCUCGUCCCGCGGUGUCCGGGAACAGAACGGACAGUGACUACUGGGUCAAGUUCUCUGCAGCGCCAGACGACGCUCUAUUUGAGGCGACUGUGCGCCACUCCAUCGACUCGAAGGCGUCCACUUUCUCCUUGGUACAGCAGGCGGACAGGCUCGACUGGUACAGCUCACACUCGCAUUGCGCACGUGGUACCCGCUGGGAGAAGUAUUGCCACUGCAAAGGAGCAGUUACACCUCCGUGAAAAUCACCCUUUCUCGGGUAUGAGGACACUACCAAUGGACGACGGUGUUUCUGUCAGUGACGAAACCAUUACUACAGGAAUCUAUUGCGAUUGUUUAUGACCGGGGCUCAAGAGGAGAGGAAACUCACCGGCAGCCUACUCACGAAACGCCUAUGAGUGUCUCAGAUGACAAAGUGGUGCAAGGGGGAGGGAGUGCGUGUCUGUGACAGGAGCUGCAGGCUUUGAACUACUGAGACUAGCAGAGAGUAUGUAGAAAGGGAGCAGCAGAGAUGUCAUACUUUGUUACACUACAGUAUGCUUUAGGAAAAAACGUGCAACUCUUACUGGGGCCGCAAUUGGUAGUGCAUGCGCAUACCACUGGAAGGGCGGCGAGACCCAGCGUCAUCUGCUAUUUGUGCACUCACGAGCUAGACAAAUGCUGAAUGGGGUUGAAAAGCGGCUGAAUUUCCUCACAUUAUUUGUUUAGCCGAGCCUCUGCUGCUUAUCGGCUAUUUAUCACUACAGAAAGAAAAUAUACGGGUUUGUCUAUUGCUGCAGCAGCUUGCCAAUGCUACGUUGACAAGGUUUGCUCCCAGUUCUUGCUCCCACCAUCACAUGUACACAGAACUCCUUGAUGAUAUAUUGUAUAAACUGAACGUUGUGUUUAAUUAUUGUUUUUUGUUACAAUACAAGAACAGGAAAAAACCAAAAAAGUUUAUAGAACAACACGUGGAAGUCAGCGUGGAUCAGGAAGCUCAGUGGCUUAUUGAUCAAAUAUUUGUGAAAGAGGCUUCAUGCGCUAUUAACUCCUGAAGGACGGAAAUAUGGUCUACCGGCACACGUCCAUACACUGUU